Eurytemora carolleeae is the source of this 576-nucleotide messenger RNA. It is a transcript of the gene RpS13, whose product is annotated as 40S ribosomal protein S13. The transcript is spliced from 3 exons. Gene Ontology annotation, molecular function: structural constituent of ribosome; small ribosomal subunit rRNA binding. Gene Ontology annotation, cellular component: nucleolus; cytosolic small ribosomal subunit; ribosome. The record is from RefSeq and is a predicted model, not a curated record. Gene Ontology annotation, biological process: translation. NCBI's taxonomy places the organism in Eukaryota, Metazoa, Arthropoda, Copepoda, Calanoida, Temoridae. Bases 46 to 501 code for a protein of 151 amino acids.
UGUCACAUAAUAUUUCGUGAUGUUUCAGAAGAAAAAACCACUAAGAUGGGUCGCAUGCACGCUCCUGGCAAGGGUAUAUCCCAGUCUGCUCUGCCCUACAGGCGUACUGUUCCCCAGUGGAUGAAGAUGUCCAGUGAUGAGGUCAAGGAACAGAUCUUUAAACUCGCAAAGAAGGGUCUCACCCCUUCCCAGAUCGGUGUGAUCCUCAGGGAUUCCCAUGGUGUGGCCCAGGUCCGUUUCAUCACUGGAAACAAGAUCCUCAGAAUCCUGAAGUCUAAGGCCCUGGCCCCCGACCUACCAGAGGACAUGUACUUCCUCAUCAAGAAGGCUGUCUCUAUCCGUAAGCAUCUGGAGAGGAACAGGAAGGACAAGGACGCCAAGUUCAGGCUUAUUCUGGUUGAGUCCAGAAUCCAUCGUCUCGCCAGGUACUACAAGACCAAGAGCGUCCUUCCCCCUACCUGGAAGUACGAGUCCAGCACCGCCUCUACCCUGGUUGCCUAGUUUAAACAACCUUGAUGUGGUUCAAAUAUAUCUUCUGGUUUAUCCACAAUCUUGAAUAUAUUCAAUCUUCCUUCA